This is a messenger RNA of Closterium sp. NIES-65, 525 nucleotides long. Lineage: Eukaryota; Viridiplantae; Streptophyta; Zygnematophyceae; Desmidiales; Closteriaceae. The record is from the annotation of a GenBank genome assembly.
AUGGUGGGUGUUGUUGGGGCAAGGCCAUGGUGGGUGUUGUUGGGGCAAGGCCAUGGUGGGUGUUGUUGGGGCAAGGCCAUGGUGUGUGUUGUUGGGGCAAGGCCAUGGUGUGGGAUCAGGGAGGCUGACUCGCGGUGGGAAUCAAGGAACGAAGGAGGAGCGGCAGGAGGGGGAACGGGAGAAGCCAUGGGGGUGAACGGCGGCCACCAUCUAGUUAAGAGGCGGCCGGCCAGCAAGUACCGAUACGAUGAGUGGGACGAGGAGCUGGACAGGGGGCGCGUGAAGAAGGUGAAGCGCAAAGCAGAUGGUGAUGCGCCUGACCCCAUGGGAGGGAGGAACAAGAACCCCUUCCAGGAGCUCUCUGCCAUGCCUGCUGGUGCUGCUGGGGGUGGUGGUGGUGGGGAGGGAGGGAGGGAGGCGCAUGGGAAGAGGCUUGGGAGGUGGAUGGGGAGGGACAAGGGCAAGCACGACAGCAACCGGCAUGUGGCGAAGCUCAGGGGGAAGAAGGCCAGGCCUAGAUGGUAG